Messenger RNA from Amoebophrya sp. A25, 3156 nucleotides. The record is from the annotation of a GenBank genome assembly. NCBI's taxonomy places the organism in Eukaryota, Dinophyceae, Syndiniales, Amoebophryaceae.
GUAGUUUUGGAAACUAGUUCAUUAUUCAUUUGGUGAUUCCCAGAUGGAAGUGUGAGGUAGAGUGAACAGAAUUACGAAACGUUUUACUCGGUGUCGCGGUUUUUGUCAAAACGCCAGGAAACAGAAUCACUUUCAGAUCCGACGACUUAUACGAGGCCUUCAUCUGUCAGUCUGAGAAGUUUUACUUAUAGCUGCAGUUUCCUGAUCGCAAUGCACGGCUUCGACGGCGAAGAUUCGGCCGACAAGGGUUCUGCUGUCAAACUGUCUCCCGAUCGACAGAUCAAGGACGAGACGACGGAAGAGCGUCCGCAGUGGCACUUUAAAAAGCGCUCACUUCUUGUCGUACUCGCAAGCGCAUUCCUGGCUGUGGUCAUCUAUGCCGGUCUCGGUUUCGUCCAGAACUACUUUGAGGCGGUUGAACCUUCGCCAGCUGGGUUUCGCGUACCGGUCAAGCGGCGCGUGCGAACCCCGCGACCAGGAGAGCAGCCACAUGGAAGAGGCAUUUUCUUCGAUUUACUACAAAUUUUGUAGGCCUCACUAUUCUUCACAGUCAUUCAUGUUGUACUUGCAGAAGUGUCGAGUUUGCGAAAAUGUACUGGCUAGAAGAGAAAGAGCAUUUCAUAAACGGCUUUUAUGUAGUUUUGCCAAAAAUUUAGGCGAAAGCGGGAACAAGCGAGCAUUUCGCACUUUCCGCGUCGUAACUCCAGCUCAUCCUCUCUCUGGCGUUAGAAAGUUUUUCACUUCCGUGGUUACAACCGACAGCAACGACGCUAAGCCAACAGAUGGUCACGUCAAGCCUGCUUUGGAACUGAAGAAAAGUAUUGUUCCUGGAGACGCCAUUGGUCAGGAAAUCAACAUUCCUUUGAUCAAUCCCGGCAAGGCGGACGUGGAAUAUUUCGGACCUGUGACGAUUGGAACUCCGGGAAAAGAGUUUCAAGUGAUAUUCGACACGGGGUCUUCGAAUCUAUGGGUGCCCGACGCAUCCUGCAAGACGUGUGACACGAACGAGGCGGCGCACAAUAAAUACGACAACUCGACGUCUAGUAGUUACAGGUAGUACUAGUUGUGCAAAUGAAAUAAUUGAAAUGAAAAUUUGGCAGGAAUUAACCGCCUCAUUAUUUGCAGCGAUGUCUAUCAAAAAUCGAUGCUCAUCUAUUCAGUGCUGUCGCUAUACCGAAGGAACAUCACGACAGAAGCAUUAUGGAUUCGUAACUUGUUUCCGCGUAUUAUUCUUAUCUUCGUCUCCUGCUUGACGUGAAUGAAAGAUACUUAUGAUUUUCUGUUCCCACAUCCCUUCAGCUAUAUCGGCGACCAGCUGAUUCCGCUUGCGUACGGCACCGGUUCCUGCGAAGGCUACUAUGCCAAGGAAUCGGUAACGUGGGGUGGAGUUUCCGUGACGGAGCAGGGUUUCUUGCGAGUAAUCUCCAGCGUAGAUCCAUUUCCGACCGCUCCUUUUGAUGGCAUUCUCGGUAUGGGUUUCGAGAACCUCGCUUCGCCGCCGAAUAACACGCCUCUGCUUCACACGUGGCUGCAGCAGCACGGAAAAAUGCUGAAUGCUGCACCGGUCUUUUCAUUUAAAAUGACGGACUCUAAAGGUCGGGAUCUGGAGCAAGGCGAGCUCAUCAUCGGCUCCGUUCCACACGAACGAUACGGGUCAGCCGGUGCAAACGAAGUUGAUGUUCUGCAGCUGGAAACAAAGGAUGGCCAACGCGGCUACUUCUACUGUUAAGGAAGUGGGAAACACAUAAACUACAUCACUCUGAAAGAAAGUACUAAAAAGAUCGAGCAUUGGAUGUUGCUGAAGGCGGUACACAGAAAGUCAUGAUCUCCUACGACUCGAGCAAGUUCUAGAAAGACGAAUACGGGAGUCGUGUACUCGCUGUCUUUUUCGAGCACCUUGACGCAACACUUCUUCCACAUUUCCUUCAAGUACAGGGUUCGUAAUUGUGACACUUCAUGAUCUCAUCUAAUUCCGGAUGUUACCAAUAACAUCGAGUAAAUUGGCAGGCAAGCCAGGCGUCGCGGCAAUGGGCAUGGUAGAUUCCGGGACAUCGUGCUUGGUGAUGCCUGAGCAGGACUUUAUGACCUUUAUCACAGAAGGUCGCGUCUCGGAUCUGUCUCAAGUUUGCAACGAAGAUAACGCGCCCGUCAUCGCGAUCACAAUGGGAAGCUACACGUACAACUACAUCUGAUAGUUUGGUUGCUCUGCAUGUAAAAAAUGCUGAUUUUUGUGCUCACAUAGAAGAAGCAAUCUGAAAAUUAUGACUUUGCUGAUGCAUGUUGGACCACGCUAUCUACAUUUCUGCUACUCGGGCUCUUUUCCAUGAGGUGUCGUGCACUAUUUUUUCAUGUGCGAACAGACGCAAGAAUUCAUGUACGAUCCACUAAAGGUAUCGUUUUGACAAAGACGACUAUUGCAUCGGGCAACCUGGACAGCGACAGGCCUGCUUGCAGCCGCAGAGAGAGCCGUUUUGGAUUCUCGGCGACGUGUGGCACCGCAAGUACUACACAACUUACAACUUCCGUGACCACAAAGUACUGUUGGCGAAGAAGGGUGCGACGUAUCGUCCGAACAUCAUUGCGAUCGUAAUUGUCAUCGCCUUCUAUGCCACACUCGCGAUGAUCCUCAUUGGCAUUGUCUCGUGUCUUCUUCGUCGUCUGAAGAAGUGGCGCCAGCCGCCAGCACGCGACAACUUUGGCGGGGGCCGCGUCGGAGGAGGUGUCGUGGUGAUGCCAGCCGAAGGAACCUUCCGCCAAACUCAGGGUUGCACACCGCUCACACAGAUGUAAGACUAUAGCGGAUAAUAAUAACAUCUUCCAGCAUAUGUUCGUGGCAAUGAAUUUUUACUGGACAACGUCACUUUUCUUCGAGAUCCACUACCUGAAAAUAAUGACAUAACUGCUUAAUCGAUAUGGAUGGAGCUAGAGAGCGCAUAUAAUGUUGAUGUUCUCCUCUGAGGACCGGUAAGAAUAUGUUACACUUACUUAUUCUAGAAAGAGACACUUACGGGUAGAGAUUCUGGCGAAGUUAACGUCGAGGACGAGCAUCGCAUAUUCACAGUUUCCUGAGCCAUAGCUUCGCUCGUUCGUUUGCGCGAUCCCCCAUAAUAUCUUGAUCGGUUUAUAGAACCUCUACUAGCAGUCGUUAUUGGCGAA